Molecule: messenger RNA, 7502 nt
Organism: Chionomys nivalis (European snow vole)
Lineage: Eukaryota; Metazoa; Chordata; Mammalia; Rodentia; Cricetidae
Gene: Iqgap1
Product: IQ motif containing GTPase activating protein 1
Exons: 38
Coding region: 120-5093 (1657 amino acids)
Biological process (GO): regulation of GTPase activity; regulation of actin cytoskeleton organization
Cellular component (GO): nucleus; cytoplasm
Molecular function (GO): GTPase activator activity; calmodulin binding; actin filament binding
Source: RefSeq, a predicted model, not a curated record
UGAGGGGCGGGGCGCGAGGACAGCGACAGCCCGCGCACUGGGCAGGAGUUGCCGCUGCUAUAGCCGUCCGCGUCUUCAAGGUCUCAGCGCUUCCUCACCGGAGACCGGACUCGGCCGCCAUGUCCGCCACGGAGGAGGUUGAUGGACUGGGUGUGGUCCGGCCGCACUAUGGCUCUGUCCUGGAUAAUGAGAGGCUCACCGCAGAGGAGAUGGAUGAAAGGAGGCGGCAGAACGUGGCCUACGAGUACCUCUGUCAUCUGGAAGAAGCAAAGAGGUGGAUGGAAGCAUGCCUAGGGGAGGACCUGCCACCCACGACGGAGCUGGAGGAGGGGCUUAGGAAUGGAGUCUACCUUGCCAAACUGGGGAACUUCUUCUCUCCCAAAGUGGUGUCCCUGAAAAAAAUCUAUGAUCGAGAGCAAACCAGAUACAAGGCCACUGGCCUACACUUCAGACAUACGGACAAUGUGAUCCAGUGGCUGAACGCCAUGGAUGAGAUUGGAUUGCCCAAGAUUUUUUACCCAGAAACCACAGAUAUCUAUGAUCGGAAGAACAUGCCGAGAUGUAUCUACUGUAUCCAUGCUCUCAGUUUGUACCUGUUCAAACUGGGCCUGGCUCCUCAGAUUCAAGACCUGUACGGAAAGGUUGACUUCACAGAAGAGGAAAUCAACAACAUGAAGAGUGAACUGGAGAAGUAUGGGAUCCAGAUGCCUGCCUUCAGCAAGAUCGGGGGCAUCCUGGCCAACGAGCUCUCGGUGGAUGAAGCUGCACUACAUGCUGCCGUCAUUGCCAUUAAUGAAGCUAUUGACCGGAGAGUUCCAGCCGACACGUUUACAGCUCUGAAAAAUCCCAAUGCCAUGCUUGUCAAUCUUGAAGAACCCCUGGCUUCCACUUACCAGGAUGUUCUUUACCAGGCCAAGCAGGACAAGAUGACAAACGCCAAAAACAGGACAGAAAACUCUGACAGAGAAAGGGACGUUUAUGAGGAGCUGCUCACACAAGCUGAAAUUCAAGGGAAUGUGAACAAAGUCAACACAUUCUCUGCCCUGGCCAGCAUCAACCUGGCGUUAGAGCAGGGCUGUGCGCAGACCCUGCUCAAGGCUCUGCAGUCACCGGCUCUGGGCCUUCGAGGCCUGCAGACCCAGAACAGCGACUGGUACCUGAAGCAGCUCCAGAGUGACCAGCAGCAAAAGAGACAGAGUGGCCAGACUGACCCCCUGCAGAAGGAGGAGGUACAGGCGGGAGUGGACGCUGCCAACAGCGCUGCCCAGCAAUACCAAAGAAGGCUGGCAGCAGUCGCAGCAAUCAAUGCUGCCAUCCAGAAGGGCGUCGCCGAGAAGACCGUUUUGGAGCUAAUGAAUCCUGAAGCCCAGCUGCCGCAGGUGUAUCCGUUUGCAGCCGAUCUUUAUCAGAAGGAGUUGGCUACUCUGCAGCAACAGAGUCCUGAGCAUAGCCUCACCCAUCCUGAACUCACUGUCGCCGUGGAGAUGCUGUCCUCCGUGGCCCUCAUCAACAGGGCUCUAGAGUCAGGAGACAUGAGCACAGUGUGGAAACAGCUGAGCAGCGCAGUCACGGGCCUCACCAAUAUCGAGGAAGAAAACUGUCAAAGGUAUCUCGAUGAGUUGAUGAAGCUGAAAGCUCAAGCACAUGCGGAGAAUAAUGACUUCAUCACGUGGAAUGACAUCCAAGCUUGUGUGGACCAUGUGAACCUGGUGGUCCACGAGGAGCAUGAGCGGAUUUUGGCCAUCGGGUUAAUUAACGAAGCCCUGGAUGAAGGGGAUGCGCAGAAGACUCUGCAGGCCUUGCAGAUCCCUGCGGCUAAACUCGAGGGGGUCCUUGCAGAAGUGGCACAGCAUUAUCAAGACAUGCUGAUCAGAGCAAAGAGAGAAAAGGCCCAGGAAACCCAGGAUGAGUCUGCUGUGUUAUGGUUGGAUGAAAUUCAAGGUGGAAUCUGGCAGUCCAACAAAGACACCCAAGAAGCUCAGAAGUUUGCCUUGGGAAUCUUCGCCAUCAAUGAAGCGGUCGACAGUGGUGAUGUUGGCAGAACUCUGAGUGCCCUUCGUUCCCCGGAUGUUGGCUUAUACGGAGUCAUCCCCGAAUGUGGGGAAACAUACCUGAGUGACCUUGCUGAAGCCAAGAAAAAAAGACUAGCCGCAGGAGACAACAACAGCAAGUGGGUGAAACACUGGGUGAAAGGCGGGUACUACUACUACCACAAUCUGGAGACGCAAGGUGGAGGCUGGGACGAACCCGCGGACUUUGUGCAGAAUUCUGUGCAGCUUUCUCGGGAGGAGAUCCAGAGCUCCAUCUCUGGAGUGACCGCUGCAUAUAACCGAGAGCAGCUUUGGCUGGCCAACGAAGGCUUGAUCACCAAACUGCAAGCCUGCUGCCGUGGCUACCUAGUCCGACAGGAAUUCCGAUCCCGGAUGAACUUCCUGAAGAAACAGAUCCCCGCCAUCACCUGCAUUCAGUCACAGUGGAGAGGAUACAAGCAGAAGAAGGCAUAUCAAAAUCGGCUGGCUUACCUGCGCUCCCAUAAAGAUGAAGUUGUGAAGAUUCAGUCCCUUGCCAGGAUGCAUCAGGCUAGAAAGCGCUAUAGAGAUCGGCUACAGUAUUUCCGAGAUCACAUAAAUGACAUUAUCAAAAUCCAGGCUUUCAUUCGGGCAAACAAAGCUCGUGAUGACUACAAGACUCUCAUCAAUGCUGAGGAUCCGCCUAUGAUUGUGGUCCGAAAGUUUGUCCACCUCCUGGACCAAAGUGACCAGGACUUCCAGGAGGAACUUGAUCUUAUGAAGAUGCGAGAAGAGGUCAUCACCCUCAUCCGUUCCAACCAGCAGCUGGAGAAUGACCUCAAUCUCAUGGAUAUCAAAAUCGGACUGCUGGUGAAGAACAAGAUCACACUGCAGGACGUGGUUUCUCAUAGUAAAAAACUUACCAAGAAGAACAAAGAGCAGCUGUCGGACAUGAUGAUGCUGAACAAGCAGAAGGGAGGCCUCAAGGCCUUGAGCAAGGAGAAGCGGGAGAAGCUGGAAGCCUAUCAGCACCUGUUCUAUUUAUUGCAGACCAACCCGACCUAUCUGGCCAAGCUGAUCUUUCAGAUGCCUCAGAACAAGUCCACCAAGUUCAUGGACUCUGUAAUCUUCACACUGUACAACUACGCAUCCAACCAGCGAGAGGAGUACCUACUGCUGCGGCUCUUCAAGACAGCACUCCAGGAGGAGAUCAAGUCAAAGGUGGAUCAGAUUCAAGAAAUCGUGACAGGAAAUCCUACGGUUAUUAAAAUGGUUGUAAGCUUCAACCGUGGUGCCCGGGGCCAGAAUGCUCUCCGGCAGAUCUUAGCCCCUGUGGUGAAGGAGAUUAUGGAUGACAAAUCGCUCAACAUCAAAACCGAUCCUGUAGAUAUUUACAAGUCUUGGGUUAAUCAGAUGGAGUCUCAGACAGGAGAGGCAAGCAAACUGCCCUAUGAUGUGACCCCUGAGCAAGCUUUGUCUCAUGAAGAAGUGAAGACCAGGCUAGACAACUCCAUCAGGAACAUGAGGGCUGUGACAGACAAAUUCCUCUCGGCCAUCAUCAGCUCUGUGGACAAGAUCCCUUACGGGAUGCGCUUCAUUGCCAAAGUGCUGAAGGACUCGCUGCACGAGAAGUUCCCUGACGCUGGCGAGGAUGAACUGCUGAAGAUCAUUGGUAACCUGCUCUACUACCGAUACAUGAACCCUGCUAUCGUGGCUCCUGAUGCCUUUGACAUCAUUGACCUGUCGGCCGGGGGCCAGCUCACCACAGACCAGCGCAGGAAUCUGGGCUCCAUCGCAAAGAUGCUCCAGCACGCGGCUUCCAAUAAGAUGUUCCUGGGCGACAAUGCCCACUUAAGCAUCAUUAAUGAGUAUCUUUCUCAGUCCUACCAGAAAUUCAGGCGGUUUUUCCAAAGUGCUUGCGAUGUCCCAGAGCUGCAGGAUAAAUUUAACGUGGAUGAGUAUUCUGAUCUGGUCACCCUCACCAAGCCGGUCAUCUACAUUUCCAUUGGCGAAAUCAUCAACACCCACACCCUCCUGUUGGACCAUCAGGAUGCCAUUGCUCCAGAGCACAAUGACCCCAUCCACGAACUGCUGGACGACCUUGGCGAGGUGCCCACCAUUGAGUCCCUUAUAGGGGAAAGUUGCGGCAAUCUAAAUGACCCCAACAAAGAGGCACUGGCUAAGACAGAAGUGUCUCUCACGUUGACCAACAAGUUUGAUGUACCCGGUGACGAGAAUGCGGAGAUGGACGCUCGGACCAUCUUACUGAACACAAAACGUUUAAUUGUGGAUGUUAUCCGGUUCCAGCCAGGAGACACCCUGACUGAGAUCCUGGAGACACCAGCCACCAGUGAACAGGAAGCUGAGCAUCAGAGGGCCAUGCAGAGACGCGCUAUCCGGGACGCUAAAACCCCCGACAAGAUGAAGAAGUCGAAACCCAUGAAGGAGGACAACAACCUCAGCCUUCAGGAGAAGAAGGAGAAAAUUCAGACUGGCCUAAAGAAGCUAACGGAACUCGGGACCGUGGACCCAAAGAACAAAUACCAGGAACUCAUCAAUGACAUUGCCAAGGAUAUCCGGAAUCAGCGGAGGUACAGGCAGAGGAGGAAAGCCGAGCUGGUGAAGCUGCAGCAGACGUAUGCAGCUCUGAACUCUAAGGCUACCUUCUACGGAGAGCAGGUGGAUUACUACAAGAGCUACAUCAAAACCUGCUUGGAUAACUUGGCCAGCAAGGGCAAGGUCUCCAAAAAGCCUAGAGAAAUGAAAGGCAAGAAAAGCAAAAAGAUUUCCCUGAAAUACACAGCAGCAAGGCUACAUGAAAAGGGAGUUCUUCUGGAAAUUGAGGACCUCCAAGCAAAUCAGUUUAAAAAUGUUAUCUUUGAAAUCGGUCCAACAGAAGAAGUUGGAGACUUUGAAGUGAAAGCCAAGUUCAUGGGAGUUCAAAUGGAGACUUUCAUGUUGCAUUAUCAGGACUUGCUGCAGCUACAGUAUGAAGGGGUUGCAGUCAUGAAAUUAUUUGACAGAGCUAAAGUAAACGUCAACCUCCUGAUCUUCCUUCUCAACAAGAAGUUCUAUGGGAAGUAGCUGGUCCUUUGCUGCCAGCCCAAAGAAUUCAAAGACAAUGCCUUACCGCUGCCCUUCUAGGAUCCUCCAUUACUUCUUGGAAGCAAAGACCUGGUCCAGCGGUGCCUCCAUCUCACACUCCUGAGGCCCCACGUUUAAGUCCUCUCCCUCUGACAGGACGUUCAGUGUCCUCUUUUAAUAGUGAAGUUGUAUUUCAGGCUUCAAAUUACACCCCCCUUCCCGCUUCCCUCAUUUUCGUCCACCGUGUAGGAAAGAGUGGAGCCCCGCCCAGUCCUCUUCUGUUAGGGUCUCCUAGGUGGUGUGUGUUUUACUUAGCCAUAAGGAUGGUGGGAUUCAAGUUCUUAUUUAGCAGUGAAAGCUGGCAGGUGAAUAGUGUGUGCGCAUCAGAUUCACGGUGAAGGAAGACACACACGAGCGAUCAGUGGGUGAAGACUGUGACAUCUUCCAUUCCGCCGCCCUUGUGGGCGGAGCUAAUUCCAAGUCACCGUUCUCUGUUCAUAUGAAGCAGCUUCAGGAGAAAAAGAGCAGCUGCUUUUGAAUUCGCCAUUAAAUCUGGGCAGCGCUCUUAGCAUAGUCCUUCCUGGUGAAGGAGAACCCCACGAUCAUAGCCGGCUGUUUAGAGACACUGAGCCAGCCGAGGCACCCGCUCGGAGCAGUGCACUGAGCUCCAUUCAGGGACAGUGUCCGCUCCCUCCCUCCCACAAAGGGAUGGCUUACCCUAGCCUGAAAUGUAAUGUUUUUCAAAACUAUUUGUAUUCCAAGAGUGCCUUACUAAAGUAUAAAUUUAUUUCUUAAGAUGUGAGCAAUAGGAAUCUUAAAGAUUUGUAAAAUGCUUUAGAAUACCCCGAGAAAGGGGCGUUUCUUACUGGGUUAUCUGUAUAUCUGAAUUCCCGAAGCUUCUCUAUGGCUACACUAGGGUUUAUAUCUUAGCAACAGCAGCCAAUCCAUGUCGUGUUGGGAGUCCACACCCAUUUCCCACUCUCCUCUGCCGCCACGGUCGUGCUUUUCUUCUGAGGACCCUGGACCCUCAGGCGCUGACUAACAAAGACUGUUCAGUUUCAUGCGUUGAAUUUGGAAACCUCUGCUCUUAGAUUAGAAGUCAUAAACUUUUUUAAAAAAUCUGUUUAUCCAAAAAGAUAGAUAAAUCAUACUACUGAGCCUUCAAUUUCUUCGAUGUUUUGGUUCAGUAGUCUUGCAUAAAACAUAAAACUUAAACUAAUAUUACCGAGUUUACUGAUGUAUAUCCAAAGCCAGUAAGCCAUUUUAAUCAGUGACAGGAUAGCCAGGUGGUGGCACACACCCUGAACCCCAGCUCUUGGGAGGCAGAAGCAGGUGGAUCUCUGUGAAUUUGAGGUCAGCCUGAUCUGCAAGUUCCAGGACAGCCAAGAUGGUUACAAAGAGAAAGCCUGUCUCAGCCCCUGCCCCACCGUGGUUAAUUAGUGACAGGUAUGUAGCAUGUUCCUAUUGCAAGUAUAAGCCUUGGGAAAGUGUCACAUGGGCCUCCGUGAGUGGGUACAGAUAGUGGUGGGUGCUGGGGAAGGGAUCUGCCACCAGUGACCCUGUUUUUCAUUAGGUUUUGGAACAUAAUUUUCUCAGAAAAUACUGUCUUUAGGUUAAAGGAAAAUGCUCAGGCUGGUGUGGUUGUACAUACCUAUAGUCCCAGAGGCCGAGGCAGGAGGCUCACUAAGUCAAAGCCAGCCUGGGCUACAUAGCCAUACCCUAUUUCAGAGAGAGAGAAAAAAAUAGAAGAGACACUGUUAUAACCAGCACCGCCUCAAACAGGACCCACAGGUGCGUCCAGUGUUCUUUUUUCUUUUUCUUUCUCUCCCCCUUUUUUUUGAGACAGGAGACAGGGUCUCUAACUUUGGCUCUACUGGAAUUCUCUGCAAGCCAGGCUGCCCUAGAACUCACAGAUAUCCACCUGCCUCUGCCUCCCAAGUGCCGUGAUUAAAAGCAUGAGCCGCCAUGUCUGAUUCCAAGUAUGUUUUAUUAAAAAGAAUGCCCGUCACGAACGUGGUCGCAUCAGCCACCUCCAAGACAGUAACGAGUGCAGAUGGCAGUGCCUUCAGGUGUCCCCGUAACUGGAAGGCUGCUGCUUCCCUGAAUGCCCAGCUAGCACUGUGCCCCGUGCCCUCGGAGACCUUCCCAUGGCUGCUGCGGAGCCCUGCUGUAAGCAGCACAGGUCACCCGCGAGCCCCAGCUUGGCACACCGGAGUCGUGCGCGCGUGUGUUAUUUAUUAGCCGCCGUCUGUCUUGGCUCCCCCCGCCCCCUGACCUUCUCUCUGACCAGCCAUCAUGACAUUGGCUAUGAAUUUACUUCCUCCCAGGAAUUUGGACUGGCCGUCAGACUGUUGCUACAUACAGUUGCCUUUGUAUCUCUGUAUGGAAUAAAAGGUCAUUUGUCCUGUU